CAGCGGAUAUUUAAACCCGCAGAGCAAGGAUUACCUUAAAGCGUGUUUAAUAGAUAACGAGUAGGAUAUUUUACAAUAGUUCGUCUUUUAGCUGCAUUUUAGAAUUUGAAAUGGCGCUUCGUUUGACCAGGAAUUCCCAGCUGAAUGCAGAGAACAGGACCGCUCUGGCAGGAAAAGGAGCUGUCGCCUCGAAGCCUGGAUUAAGGCCCAGGGCUGUGCUGGGAGACCUGGGAAAUAAAGGGCCGGUGACAAAACCAGUUCUGAAGAAGGAUGGAAAACCUGCCACUUCCAAAUUGGUUCAAAGAAAAACCAGCAAGUCUGAAAAUGCCCCUGAACCACAGGUGCCAAAGACAACUGUAGCCAAGAAGACCAGUGAAGCCUGUGCCAAGGUCCAGCUUCCAUCCCCGACUCCAAUGGAGACAUCAGGCUGUGCACCUGCGGAGGACUUGUGCCAGGCCUUUUCAGAUGUGCUACUGAAUGUCAAGGAUGUUGAUGCAGAUGAUGCUGAGAACCCAAUGCUCUGCAGUGAAUACGUGAAGGACAUCUACAACUACCUAAGACAGGUCGAGGUGGAACAAGCAGUUAGGCCCAAAUACCUGCAGGGACAGGAAGUCACUGGAAACAUGCGCACUAUAUUGAUUGACUGGCUUGUGCAAGUCCAACUGAAGUUCCAGUUGCUUCAGGAGACCAUGUAUAUGACUGUCGGAAUAAUUGAUCGCUUUCUUCAGGCUAAUCCGGUGCCCAAGAAGAUGCUGCAGCUUGUAGGUGUGACUGCUAUGUUGUUGGCCUCCAAAUAUGAAGAGAUGUAUCCUCCAGAGAUUGCAGACUUCGCGUUUGUUACCGACCACACUUAUACCACGGCUCAGAUCAGAGCUAUGGAAAUGAAGAUCCUGAGGGUGCUUGAUUUCAGCUUUGGCCGUCCUAUUCCCCUGCAGUUUCUGAGAAGAGCUUCUAAGAUCGGAGAAGUAACUGCAGAGCAGCACACCUUGGCUAAAUAUCUAAUGGAGCUGACUAUGGCAGACUAUGACAUGGUGCACUAUCCCCCAUCCCAGAUUGCAGCUGCAGCAUUUGCACUGACAUUGAAAGUUUUAAACUGUGGUGAAUGGACACUCACUCUGCAGCAUUAUAUGAACUACACAGAGAGCUGUUUGAUUCCUGUGAUGCAGCACAUGGCUAAAAAUGUUGUAAAGGUCAAUGAUGGACUCACCAAGUACAUGGCUGUGAAGAAUAAGUAUGCAAGUCAGAAGCUAAUGAAGAUCAGCAUGAUUCCUCAUCUGAAGUCUGCAGUAAUCAAAGAUCUAGCUAAACCUCUACUGUCUUGAUGUUUAAGGCAGCUUAUUUACUAUUGGCACUGUGUGCUUUUUACACUGUUUUUAAUGUUGAGUGAUCAAUGGUAUUCAAAUUCCAGAAAUCCUGUUAGCUGUCCAAUAAGAUUAAAGUACAGUAAAUCUCUCGUUUUUACCCAUCUGAGCUGGAGGCUACUAAAAUGUGCUUAUCUCCAGUAUUAAAGAAUGUUAAUGUAAUGCUGCUUUUUAAACUAA
Molecule: messenger RNA, 1541 nt
Organism: Polyodon spathula (Mississippi paddlefish)
Lineage: Eukaryota; Metazoa; Chordata; Actinopteri; Acipenseriformes; Polyodontidae
Product: G2/mitotic-specific cyclin-B1-like
Exons: 9
Coding region: 111-1322 (403 amino acids)
Biological process (GO): mitotic cell cycle phase transition; mitotic metaphase chromosome alignment; regulation of cyclin-dependent protein serine/threonine kinase activity
Cellular component (GO): cyclin B1-CDK1 complex; nucleus; cytoplasm
Molecular function (GO): cyclin-dependent protein serine/threonine kinase regulator activity
Source: RefSeq, a predicted model, not a curated record